Hylaeus volcanicus is the source of this 9021-nucleotide messenger RNA. It is a transcript of the gene Shal, whose product is annotated as potassium voltage-gated channel protein Shal. The transcript is spliced from 7 exons. Gene Ontology annotation, biological process: protein homooligomerization; potassium ion transmembrane transport. NCBI's taxonomy places the organism in Eukaryota, Metazoa, Arthropoda, Insecta, Hymenoptera, Colletidae. Bases 2571 to 4415 code for a protein of 614 amino acids. Gene Ontology annotation, cellular component: membrane; voltage-gated potassium channel complex. Gene Ontology annotation, molecular function: A-type (transient outward) potassium channel activity; protein binding. The record is from RefSeq and is a predicted model, not a curated record.
GCUCGAGAGCAGCACGCUUGCCUUCCGGAAGAGGUGGCAGCCACCUCGCCACCGCGCGACCGAGCUAGCGACGGAUACCGCACCGCGAGCAGCUCAGUCGCGAGUCGCCCACCGAGCGCGAGCGGGUAUCAGAGCCAGCUCGAACGUGUUCGGCCGCCCAGCUUGCGAGCGUGCCGACGCGCACACACACGCACACGCAUACGAGACACACGAGAAGCACGACUAGCCACACGCGCGCGCGCGCGCGCGAGCGAGCGCGCGUUCUCAGCAUCUCGCAUCUCGCAUCCCUCGGCACCCUCGUCGAGACGCCUCGCCGUUUCCGCGUUCACGCGGACGAUGAUCCGCGAGGGGAUUGGCUUGCGACGCUGACGACCAUCCUGACAUCGUGCCGCUCCGAAAGACAUGCCCGAGAUCUUGGAUAAGUCGAGUCUGCUUGACGUCUACGCGGACAAAAGGGCAGCGUGAUCGAAACCGGGAUACUUGGAGGAAAAGCUCGAGAUCCUGCGCGUUCAAAGGACUGUGUAACCUUGUAAACAUAGAGACGGUAGGUUGUUUCGCUGGGACGAGCAGGGAGCACCCGGCUUCCCGUUCAUCCUCCCGGAACUCUGCACGGUGUUUAUUGGGCAGUGCCGAAAGCCGGUCUACAAGCCGGAGAUAACGGAUUCGGAGUAGAAGUAGCUUCUUAGAAAGAAAGACGAGUGCUCUCUCCCGAGGCUCUCGAGGCAUUCCCGGUUUACCAUCGACGCCGACAGGGCUCGAGAGAUGAUCGAGCCGCGAAAGGGAGGAGGCGGAUUCGUCGACGCGUCCAAGCAACGACGGAAAUCAUCGUCGUCGGGCGAGGUGGCGGUGUAGCGGACUCUCCGUAAAUCGUCGUGGUGGUUCUCGCAUUCGGGUGGUAAGGGAGGAAGGAAUCACCGUGACGCGCGCGACGUGCCGUCUGUCGCGAGAGGAAAACGAGAGGAUCUACGCGAUCGUCCAAGCUUUCGAUUCGCGUGCCACGCCGCGGCUGACGUAUCGCGAACGGAGUCAGCGUGGUCGGUGCGUGUUGUGUACCGUGACGGGUACGAGCGGCUAAAAAAAAAAAUAAACUCGCGCGUGCCGAGAACGAUACGAGCUACCGGAUCAGUCGCACCCAUGCGCGAGCCAGGCGUUUCGCGGACGAUGUUCCAAAACCGUUAGAGAGGAGCUGUCGCGGCAUACGUAGAGGAAACUGCGUCGAGACAGCGAAAUCGUUUCUUUUUCUUUCUCGUAUCGGUAGCGAUAGCGAAGACAAAUUUCAAUUCUUCUGGGGGUCGAGUGCGAGCCGUUUUAACCAAGAGUCGGAGAGUUCGGAUUUCGCGCCGAAAGAACCAUCGGUGUGCAGCGGUUGAUUCUCUAUCGGGAAAGACAAACAACGAUGACGGAACUUAAUUAAUAGAGGGAGAAGGAGAAAGAGGGAGGGAGCCUCCUCUCCCAACGUCGAUCCGCGGAUAAAUUAAAGCGUCGCGGGUUCCUCGGUCGCCCCGAGAAGAAACGAAACGAAAAUGUGCCGGGGCGUGUCAUUGAAAUCCGUUCCCUUCUAGUACGAACCGAAUGGAAAAUUCCUUUUUACAGGUGGUACUCGACGAUGUAGUGGGAUCGGUUCGAUGAUUCUCGUAAACACUUCGGAGAGAGGCUCGUGCCGCGGUUUUUAAUCGCGCGACGCGAGGAGACGGCGGACAGAGAAUUCGAACACGGAAGAACAGGUGGAAGAUCUCGCUUGCUAGAUACCGAUCUGGACGUCGCUGUGAAAGCGAGAGAGAGAAGAAGAGGAAGCAGAAGAAAGUGUGGGCGAGAGAGAGAGUGAGAGAGAGAGAGAGUGAAAGAGAGAGAGAGAGAGUGAGAGAGAAAAGAGCGGAAGACGGGCGAACGAGCACGGAGAACCGUAUCGAUGAUGGUGGAAGGCACGUUGCCAGGAGGCGAUUGGCUGCCGCGGUGCUCGCGUUCCUUUGGUGGUUCGAGUCGUUGUUCGUAAUGUCGCGAGUCGAGUGCCGUGAACCGUGCGACAACGGCGAAGGAAUGGUGAGAUACGAUGACGGACUUGGUAGUCGUGUUCGAUCUUAGGAUCGCGGUAUCGUUGUCGACGUCGUGCUCGUCGUCGUCGUCGACGCGUCGCUGGUGGGAACGCCAUCGGUUCACGAUCGGCUAAUACGACUCGCUCGAAUGGCGACGAGCCUCGAGCGCGGGCAGCUUCGUUAGAGAGACCGUCGAGGACUUUAUUCUACUCUCGCGAUCGGUCGAAUCGGAGCUCGGAGGUGUGUCGUAGCGGUUUUCUUCGGGGAUUCCGGGGCUCGCGGCUAAGACGGGUCGGUACUUUGCUCGCGUCGACGAAGAAAAUCCGACGGGAAUGAACGGAAGAGACAAAGGGUUUACGAUGAUAUACGCACGCGGCAAGGCAUAAACAUUAUCGAACCGGAAUUGAGGCUUCGAUACGAGACGCGUACGACACAAACAUUUCGGUAUCCGCGCAAUUACUCGGCUAACAGGAGGACGCAGAGGAGAAAAGAAGGGGGGAAAUUCGGUGAGUCGGGUAACAAACAUCGCUUACCGCGAUGGCAUCGGUGGCAGCGUGGCUUCCGUUCGCCCGCGCGGCUGCGAUUGGUUGGGUGCCGAUUGCCACGCAUCCCCUUCCGCCGCCGCCGAUCCCCAAGGAUCGUCGCAAGGCCGACGACGAGAAGCUCCUGAUAAACGUGAGCGGGCGUCGAUUCGAGACGUGGCGGAACACCCUCGAGAAGUAUCCGGACACUCUUCUCGGCUCGAACGAGCGGGAGUUCUUUUACGAUGAGGAGAGCAAGGAGUACUUCUUCGACCGUGAUCCGGAUAUCUUUAGACACAUAUUGAACUAUUACCGAACCGGCAAGCUUCACUAUCCGAAGCACGAAUGUUUGACCAGCUACGACGAAGAGCUGGCGUUCUUCGGCAUAUUGCCGGACGUGAUCGGCGACUGCUGCUACGAGGAUUACCGUGACCGCAAGCGCGAGAACGCGGAGAGGCUGAUGGACGACAAGCUGAGCGAGAACGGGGAUCAAACUCUGCAGCAGCUACUGGAUAUCAGGCAAAAGAUGUGGAGGGCGUUCCAAAAUCCUCACAUCUCGACGGCCGCGUUGGUGUUCUACUACGUGACCGGUUUCUUCAUUGCCGUAAGCGUGCUGGCGAACGUGGUCGAGACCGUGCCGUGCGGUAAUCGUCCGGGACGCGCCGGUACGCUUUCAUGCGGCGAACGUUACAAGAUCGUCUUCUUCUGUUUGGACACCGCGUGCGUCAUGAUAUUCACCGCGGAAUAUCUGUUGAGGCUGUUCGCGGCUCCGAGUCGGUGCAAGUUCGCGCGAUCAGUCAUGUCCAUCAUCGACGUGGUCGCCAUCCUACCGUACUACAUCGGCCUCGGUAUCACCGAUAACGACGACGUAUCCGGUGCUUUCGUUACGUUGCGCGUCUUUCGUGUGUUCCGGAUCUUCAAGUUCUCCAGGCAUUCGCAGGGUCUGCGGAUCCUCGGUUACACGUUGAAGUCGUGCGCCUCGGAGCUCGGCUUUCUCGUUUUCUCCCUGGCCAUGGCCAUCAUCAUAUUCGCCACCGUGAUGUUCUACGCGGAGAAGAACGUCGAUGGAACAAACUUCACCUCGAUUCCUGCUGCAUUCUGGUACACCAUCGUUACUAUGACCACUCUGGGGUACGGUGACAUGGUUCCGAAAACGAUCGCGGGAAAAAUCGUGGGGGGUGUAUGCUCCCUUAGCGGUGUCCUUGUGAUCGCUUUACCGGUGCCUGUUAUCGUCAGUAAUUUCAGCCGAAUAUAUCACCAGAAUCAGCGGGCGGAUAAGCGAAAGGCUCAGAGGAAAGCUAGAUUAGCGCGCAUCAGGAUCGCGAAAGCGUCGAGCGGAGCGGCCUUUGUCAGCAAAAAGAAGGCGGCCGAAGCCCGAUUGGCCGCGCAGGAGAGCGGCCUUCAGCUGGACGAGAGUUACAAGGAGGAGGAUAUUUUCGAAUUGCAGCACCAUCAUCUCCUUCGUUGUCUAGAAAAGACCACGGACCGUGAGUUCGUGGAGAUGGAAGUGCCCUACAACGGUGCCCCGAAGAGGCCAGGCUCACCUUCGCCACUGACUUCCCCCGCGCACAGCACUGCCUCCAGAGGCGGCCUCCUGCACGCCUGCUGCGGCCGCUGCUACCCCCAACGUUACCAGAGCUUGUCUUAUCAGCUUACUUCGAACGACAGCAAGGAUAGAGUGGUGCUCGUAUAUGGGGAUCGUAUACAAGUGCGGACAAAGGACCUAAAGAAGCGCGGUUCCCACACCUGUGAUAUGCAGGCCCUACAGCCACUUCCGGUCCCAAGCAACACAGUCAACACCGCGCCUGCAAUGACUACUUCCGGUGGACAGUCACCGCUUCCGGUAUCGGAGACCGCUUGAGUCGAGAUCGAGACCAAUCACGAUCACCAUAUCCGCUAUUACGAACAAAAAUCACCUUUAACAAACCAACCACCGUCCUCUUCUUCUACUCGAUGAAAGAUGAAAGAACAAUGGCCGACCGGCCGGAAGAACGUUUCAGCGAAGAAAAUGAAGAGCGAGAGAACGGAAAGUCGGUGGUGUCUCGACAAGAGCGGAAAAGGAACCUGCGAAGCCGCUGACGAAACGUUCGACGAACCGGGAACGGUUCGAGAAUCGAUGAUUCGCGACGCCUUCUAGGAGGACGAAGGUUGCUCGUUCUAGGAGAGCAACGUUCCCGCACGAUCUCUACACGGAACGACGACGUCGCGACGAGAAGAGGCCUCCAAGAUAUUCCUCGGAUCCAGAAAUCCCCGCGUUUUCGAGAACGAUCGUUUGUUAAUGCACGCAUACGCGGUUACGCAUCUUGUUCGAUCCGUUCCCCUGGCGAAACCGAGGAUCGGCGAAUUUGAACCUCGCCUCGUAUACGUGACAGCUGCCCUUUUGUCGCAAAAACAGGAUCGAACAGCAGAUACGAUGAACGUCAGUCGAAGAAGAUGCGUUCAACGAUCGGCAUUCGAUUUGUUCGAUAUUGAAAUCGUCGCUGAAAAGCACCGCGAACUCGACUUCCGAAGACGGCUGGCGCGGUCUCCGCAAUUCGCGUUACUUCCUGGAUCCGCGUUCGCGCGGAUCGGCGAAACACGACCGUAGUCGCGAGGAAGCUCGAUCGCUGGCAGGGAUUUUGUUCGCUUAUUUUUACGAUGGAAAUGUUUACCUCGUAUUCGAUGCUGCGAAGUGGAACUAUCUUCUCUCGGGGACUUUGUCGCGUGCGUACGUCAUCUAAAUUUUCUUCGGCGAUGAUAGUCGACCCGGGGGAGGAAAAUCGGGGGGCGGAACGAAGGAUCGUCGGAUGCCGAACGAAGAUAAAAAUAAGAAGCAUCGCGGCUACGGUCGUCGGGCGCAGAUCGCGCGACUCGUUAGAUAAGCGACAUCCCUGGUAGCCGUAAGAGAAUCGAUCUUUGAGAAGCGUUCGCGGUGCAAGGACACUGCGGAAAUUGAUCGGCGCUGUUUUCAAGGAGUCUCUUAAUUCGGUAGGUUUAACCGAGCAAACGAUAAUUUUAAGGAUAGGGGAGGAGAAGGUUGGUCGGGAGGUUCGUCAAGAGGAGCGUUGUAAGAAGAAAAAGAAAGUGAAAGACGCUGUACGAUGGCGGUCGUAAAACGUAACGACGAUUAGAGUUGUAUCCCUGCGGAAUCGAUCGAUAGAGGGUCCCUUUGGACUUACAAAGCGCAAGGGAAGCAAGAUAUCCUCGUCGGUAGGGACCCACGUACCUUGGUACUUUAAAUAAAGUAAGAUGAUGCCCUCGUUCUUUCAAAACUCUACGAAGAGUGUCCUGUUUUCUUUAAUUUUUGUUCCUUUAAAUGGUAAUUUAUCGAUUCCACCGUUGCGCCCUGAUUGGAAUCGGCGUCGGGUCGAUCGUUGUGUUUCGUCGUCGUUAUCGAAAGUUGUUUAUUUAUUUCGACCGCGAUAGUAUCUCGUCGACCAUUCGUAUCGCGAAAUUAAUCCCCGAGCGGCAGAAAACUAUCCGGGGAGGAUCGAUGAAUCCACAAUCGACCCGCGCUCGCCUAGGGGGUGAAACGGUUUUAGAAUUUCAGAGGAAGUCUCCCUCGAGCGACAGGAAGCUACGAAGAAUCGGUGUUUUAAUUCAACGAUGCCCGGCGUCGUUGAAUGAUCGUUGUAAAUAAUCGUGAAGCCGGUACGGGGAGUCUCGUGUUGUCUGUAAUUAACUUUGUAAUUAAUUGUAAUCGAUCUACGCGAGCGAAUAUGAACAAAAAAGAGAGAGGAUAUAUUAUAUUAUAAUUGCAAAUAAAAGAAGAAUGGAAUAUAUUAUAUAUAUUAUAUCUACGUAAAAAUACAGAUAUAUUAAACAGGUAAACUUACACACACACACACACAUACACACAUACACAGAGACAGACAGACACACGAAUACAAUCAUAGACACUCGAGAAUGCGAGUAAGCAUGGAAAGACACACAGGAGAGGGACACACGUACCUACGCGCUACGAAACUCACACGCGCACACUUGCAGCACCCUCGCGUCGCGCAAUAAAAUAAAUUCUAAAUCAAUAAUUUCAAACUAGAAUGCGUGCCUGACUGAGUGAUUGGGAGAUUAACCUCUUCGAGGCACCGAGCCAUCCUCUUUUGGAACUCUUUGGAAACGUAAUGGUAAGUGCACGUAAUUUCGACGCUGAUCCGACCGCGACGCGCUUUAAUAAUUACUUUAUCGAUAUACUGAUCCGAGUAUAUUACUGUGUAUAGCGUAUAGUCAGUAUUAAGAAUUCGACAAAUGCAUUCGGUUCGUUAUUUUGAAUAAACAAUAUAUUUUAUAACCAUGGAUGAAAUUUAAAAAUGCUUCGAUAACCGGGAUAUUUAUCUUACAUAUCUUGUUGGUAAAAUUUCCAACAACAUCGUCGCGAGCUUGACGCUCGUUGAAUGAGCGAUAAACGAGUUUAUUCGAAAUAAAAGGCAAUCUACCGUAAAAUUGAAAUUAUGAUACGCAGUUGUGUAUACCGUGCAUGCUUGGCUUAACUCGAAAAUUUUUGGUGCAAUUGAAAUUCAUUUUUCCGUUCUUCCUCUCUCGUUUCAGCAAUCUUUCCACGUGCCUCGAUUUCACCAAAUUAAAAUCGCCGAUACGAGCGAAACAACGUGUGCGUAUAGUAUUCGAGAUUUUACGGUAUUCACGUUUCCACGGACACGUACAAAAGAUUACUCGAGGUUGUUGAAAAUAUACGAGGAAAAAGUUGCUUUCGGAGACGCGGCUCGGUACCUCGACGGUAAGAGAAAAAAGACGUAAACCUGAAUAUAAGUAAAUUAAAGAAAAGAUUAUUAUAUAAUACGAUCGUAGCGAUAAUCGAGAAUAAUACGUCGGAUCCUUUUGUCGUCCAAAGAACUGCAGUUGUAUCGAGAGAUAAAAAUUACGAGCGGAUAAAAAUUAACCAGGUGAAUGGCCAGCCGAGAAAAGCGACGAUGAGAAGCAAGAUGGAAUCGAGCGCGGCUGCGAACGGUGGGACUCGAGUUUAAUCCGCGUUCAAAAAUUACUAUUCUCCCGUCCGCUUCUUGGUUUCGAUUCGAAUCAAUCGGGAAACAAUCCUUUCGUUUUUCUUCUUUCUCAAAUUCAGUGAAACAAAAGGAAACAAAAGGGAGCAAACGAACGGCGUACUCCUUCCGUAUUCGUUGAUCGAGAUAAAUUGCCGUCGGGUUAAACUUCGAUGCCAUCGCUGACGCUUUACGAGCGCGUUAUAGAGAAUAGCGAGCAAAGAGAAGAGUACGAUGAAAAUAUAAGCAGCGUUCGCGAGUAGCUUCGAGUCUAGUCAACCGUGACUAAAUUAGCCUCCGAUUGUCGGUGAGCGUUACACCCUUUCUUCCGGUUCGCGAACCAUUUCCGGUCUUCGGUCUCGAAUUUCUCGCGACACACGCGCGUUGAAAUUGAAAUGUUCACUUAGCGAGUAACGAAUAAAUGUUUGCUGUUCUCUUAUUCGUUAUUCGUACGUAAACUAGACUUUUGCUCGUCUCUGAUCUCGAACUCGCCGGAUCGCCGAGAGUCUCGGUUCCUUCGUCGCGAGUUCUUCUCGGUCCCUCGAGGGUGGAGUCGACGCUGCGUCAGAAAUUGCGUCGUUAGCAUCGAGCCGAUCGAAUUUCAGCGACUGCUACAUAAGCAAUUUUGAAGGGACGAAAUAGAUUAGCGCACAAAGUUUCGAAAAAACGUAAUAAUUAGAAGCGGGCCAGUUUGGUCGCAUCCAAACACAUUCCUGAACGCGACGGAACGUUUACUUCUAAUUAUCGCAUUCUUUCUCGCUUCUCGAAACUGGUGUAAACGGGAGCAACGGAGAGAAACGAGUCUUACGACAAUCGCGAUGCAGAUGCGCGUGCGGAAUAGAUGCGCCGAGAGAAAAACUGCUCGACGCUCUUCGGCCAUUUCCGAGCGGAAACGACGGAGCCUCUCCGAUCGAAGAAGGAAACAACAGAUAACCGCGAGGAUGGUUUUUCUCGAUGCACUAUAAAUCUCGCGAGCAAAGCGUGACCGGAUCGCAGGGAUCGCGAGAGAACUGGGAAGAUCGCGAUCACGCAACAGAGGAAAGCAGAGAACGCUAUAACGAGUCUUUCAAUCCACUACCGUACUGCCAAUUCUUCCGAAACGACGCGUAAUAAGUUUAGUAAGGGCGAUUAAGGCGAGCAGCGGCGGCGUUUGUCCGUUUUCUUUCGUCGCUUUCGAGUCCUGACGAAGGACUCUCCUGCAAUUUUUCCGGAGGGACGCGUUACCGAGGGUUCUACUUUUCAUCGGCGAUUAGAAAAUGUUUUCGAUCCGAUCGUCUCGAGAUUUCGAAGCUUUCACCCCUCGAUAUAUUUGAAUUCUUUGCCCGUGUACAAAGUUUCGUUGCGAUCAUACGUAACUUGUCCUCUAUUUGUAUCCGGUGAAGAAUAGCGCUUCUUUUUUUUUUAUCGAAUUGUAUCUCUGGUAGUCAGAAGAGCACGUUUAUAUAAAAACCAAUCUUUGAUCCGAGGUGUAUACAAUUUUCUUGAAAAGUUUAA